AUAUGGUUCUGCUCUUUACCAGCACACGAUUCUACCGUAUUGUACGUAAAUUACGUUUGAUCGGUCGGAGUGACAAAGAGAGCGAGCAGAGACUGACGGAGCAGGCAUAAAAAGAAAUUGAGAUUUGAGGAGUGCUCUUGGAAUUAUUUCCCACACAAUUAAGCACCCGGUAUAGUUUUUGACCCAUCUAUCGUCCGCAAAGGGUUCAGAUUACCAAGUUCGUGUUUUGGGGGUCUGAUCUGUUUGGAGUGCUGUGGAAAUCAUUUGAUAACAAAUCUGGAAAUUCGAAAGAAAUCACUUGAAUUGCUGGCUGGGCUGAACAGGGGAGCCGCCAUGGCUGGUGCUGUCGGAUCAUUGAGUCUCCACCUCAGUAUAUGAAGAAUUAUGGUGCUAUUUGAAUGAACGGAAUUUCAAUUUAAGCAAGCACAUUUGAUAUAUUUUUACUUUUAGUAUUAUAAAUUAUAACGCUGAAAUAUUGUAAAUCAAUAGAUUAGCCUAUAUGAAGACACCGCUAAAUAAGUUUUUUUAAUAGAGGAAAUUGGGAAAAGGCCAUUUUCAUGAGACAUUUGGUAAUGCAAGACAUUUUGUUGGAGGUGAAGAAGAAGAACGUUGUUUAAUUAUUUCUGUAAGAGGAUGAAUUGAGAGAAGACUCGUGGACAGAAGUAAGCUAGCCUUUAGGCUAAGAACGGUUCGAGACAAUUUUGGGUGGACGGCGAGGUUUUUGUUUAGUCAUUUUUAAUUAGGCUAAUACUCAGAAGAUCGUAUUAUUGUUUUUGAAGUAGAAGGACAACGCAAACAUAACGAAAAACAUCUGCAAGUGAGAGACUGAGCGACGGUCUGGAACAGGAAUAUGUCGGGUCGGCCUAGAACCACCUCGUUUGCAGAGAGCUGCAAGCCAGUGCCGCAGCCUUCAGCGUUUGGUAGCAUGAAAGUCAGCAGAGACAAAGACGGGAGCAAGGUGACCACGGUCGUGGCGACGCCGGGCCAGGGCCCCGACCGGCCGCAGGAGGUCAGCUACUCCGACACCAAGGUGAUCGGGAACGGCUCCUUCGGCGUGGUCUACCAGGCCAAGCUGUGCGACUCCGGCGAGCUGGUGGCCAUCAAGAAGGUCCUGCAGGACAAGAGGUUCAAGAACCGCGAGCUGCAGAUCAUGCGGAAGCUGGACCACUGCAACAUCGUGCGCCUGCGCUACUUCUUCUACUCCAGCGGAGACAAGAAGGAUGAGGUGUAUCUCAACCUGGUGCUGGACUACGUUCCUGAGACGGUGUACCGGGUGGCCAGGCACUACAGCCGGGCCAAACAGACCCUCCCCAUGGUCUUCGUGAAGCUGUACAUGUACCAGCUCUUCCGGAGUCUGGCCUACAUUCACUCCUUUGGGAUCUGCCAUCGGGACAUCAAGCCUCAGAACCUGCUGCUGGACCCCGAGACGGCCGUCCUCAAGCUCUGUGACUUUGGGAGUGCGAAGCAGCUGGUACGUGGUGAGCCCAACGUGUCCUACAUCUGCUCCCGGUACUAUAGAGCCCCUGAGCUCAUCUUCGGAGCCACAGACUACACCUCCAGCAUAGACGUGUGGUCAGCUGGUUGCGUGCUAGCAGAGCUGUUGCUAGGGCAGCCCAUAUUUCCUGGAGACAGCGGAGUGGACCAGUUGGUGGAGAUCAUCAAGGUUUUGGGGACACCCACAAGGGAACAGAUCCGUGAGAUGAACCCCAACUACACAGAGUUCAAGUUCCCCCAGAUCAAGGCACACCCCUGGACUAAGGUGAGUCAACAGGUGUUUCGACCGCGGACGCCCCCUGAGGCGAUAGCGCUGUGCUCGCGGCUGCUGGAGUACACGCCCACCGCCCGCCUCACGCCCCUGGAGGCCUGCGCCCACUCCUUCUUCGACGAGCUGCGCGACCCCAACGUCAAGCUGCCCAGCGGGAGAGAGAAACCCGCCCUCUUCAACUUCACCACCCAAGAGCUGUCCAGUAAUCCCUCGCUGACCUCCAUCCUCAUCCCCGCCCAUGCCCGAAAUCAAGCUGGGGUCUCCACCCCUGCCAACGCCUCUGCUACUUCAGAUUCCAACAUUGGAGACUGCGUUCAGACCACCAACGCUGCCUCUGCCUCUGCCUCCAGCACCUGAACGUCCCGCACAAGCCCAGCCAGCCCCCACCACCUCCCCCACCUGUCCAGGGCCAUGCUCCCCUGCCGCUUGCUUGCCACGCCCAUUUCCUGGGAAAACCAGGAAUUAACAGAAGUCAAUCAGACUGAAUCCCCUUCAUCUGCUAUAUGUUUUUUUUAAAUGAAAUGACAUUAAUGGGUAUGCUAUCCGCAUACAGGUAUACAUGCAAACACGCAUAUACAGUAUAUAUGCUGAGAACCUUUUUGUUUUUCCCUUGACAAUCAUUUUACUGAAGCAUGAUUGUAGGGCUCUCCCUCCCCCCUCCAGUACUGCUCGUUCAGUGCAGUCUCUGCUCUGUCCUCUCCACUGUACAUGGCGGUGCACCCAGAUUCAUGUCCACUGACCCUGGGUCAGUCACAGGGCCUCUCUCCUUGUCCUCCACCAGUGCAUGGCUUCUGUUUGGUUUGGAGCUUGGAGGGGUCCACUCUAAGUGUUUUAGAUUGACUCGUUUAAAAAAUGCACAUUUCAAAAUGCAAAACGACCCCUGAGAUAUAUGACCAGCUUUGGUUUUGAAAUAGAUUUUUUAUUUAUUUUUAUGAGGGAGCAUUGCAUAUUUUAAAGCACCCAGUCCAGAGAACGGGAUUCAGUGAAGUCAGAUCAACUAUUUUCCUUUUUUAUGAAUAGUGAGCAUAUGAAUUAUGAAUUAUUUUUUUUAGGGCGGGGGUGGUGUUGGGGAGAACAGGAACUAAUAAUUGUGCCAUGUACCUACAUCUAUGUAUUUGUGUGUGUAUAUGUAUAUAUGUGUGUAUAUAUAUAUACAUGCAUACAGUUUAAAUAUUACUUUGCAUCAUGUAAAAUAUAUAUAUACAUAUAUAUAUAUAUAUAUAUCAAACACCAGAAAGUUAAACGGUGCAGUGGCAAUAUUUGCUGCUGCUUAAAAGUGCUGAGGAUGACUUCUGGAGUUUUCUCUGGAUAAGUCAUCUUUCUAGCGUUGGUGUUGUCUUUUAACAUUAAUCCAUGUGUUUUUUUUUUUUUUUGUCGCCUGCAUAAAAUUUAAAUUAAUAUUUUACAUCUGCUUUUAACCUUCCUAUUUAUUACCUUAAUGUGACUUACCCACAGAGCCGUUGGGUGUGUUUGUUGGCUGCCUUGGUUUUGGUGGCCGGGGGGAGUGCUGGACUGAAGGGGUGUUCACCACCCAAUCGCUGUGGUCCCCGCAGAUUUAGUCAGCGUUUGGUUCCUUCAGCGUGUAUCCCCAUUUCUCACCCCCCGGACUGUUGUACUGAGUGGUUCAGGUGACGCGUAUCUGUGGAUGGAUACUCCUCUGUUUAAUAGGAAGAGGAUUGGAGAGGGGGACAUAUUUUGUUUUUUGUGGGAGCGCUCAUGCAGGGGCUGUUUCCAUGGCUGGAACUUGGCCUUGUCCACCUGGUUCAGUCCCAUCUCAGCGACUUGGUUUGCUAGCUUCUGAAGGACCCGAAUCCAAGAGAUCUUCACCCAGGCUGAAAGGGACCGCCAAAAGAGCUGAGGACUGGUACACGGGCGUCGUCCGGAUUACUGAUCCCAGUCUCCAGCCGGGCCUCUUGCUGCGUUGCCCUGGGAACUCAGGGGAUUGUGGGUAAUGAAAGGGCAGGUGGUCGGCGAUGACGGGAUCUGCUAAAAGAACCUUGGAUUGAGUGAUGCCCCAGAAAGAGGCCAGCAUCCCCAUACCUCCUUUCCACUGCAUGGGCCGUGCUCGUUUUGGAGGGAAAAACCUUGACAACACUUGAAAGCUGGCACCAGCCGAGGAUCAGAGUCCCCGUAAACAAGUGAGGCUACAGCAAGUGCUGCCCCCUGCUGGAAAACACAAACAUUUGCGCAGCUCUACAGGAAAGGCUCUAUACUGGUAUGGCCUAGCUUUCCAGGAGCACUGCUGUCACACUGAACUGUUUAUGACAACCCAACACCCCUCAGCCCUCUUCACCAAACUUGUUUGUCCACGCUUGCACUUGUUUUUGCAAGUAGCUUUCUGAUCGAUCCUGUACAGUAACGGCCCAGUUCAGUUCAGGGGCUGUGCCUAACAACGUGUGCUGUCGCAAGGCUGUGGCUGUAUUAAGCCCCAGUUGCAUACAGAAAGCAAACUUAUAUAUCACAAUGAGAACCACGUUUAGCUGGCAGCCACACCAGAGAAUUGAUGUUCAUUCUCUCCACCUGAUCAAUUGAUUCCUUUCCAGUAGUCAUGUCUGUGUUGUGACCUCAGCACCUAAACAGCGCCGAUUGGUUUGCUGUGUUUUACCAUUGCAAUGCUGCUGUUUCAUGCCAUUGAUCAAGGUCUCUUUUGCAGUUGCCUUUCUGGUGCAACUAACUCAAUUCCUUCACUUGAGCAAUUUACAUCUUUUAAUCGCAUUAAUUGCUAUAAUGUUUGCUGUCAUCCUUUCACAUCAGUUCUUAAUGGAGAGAAAUGUUCUGUUUGCCAUGAUUUGCCAUGAUUCCUAUUAUUAUUAUUAUUUCUGUUCCUUUUAACCUUUUAUUUUAUUGACAUUGGGCAGAAAUUAGCCUGAAGGAUUGUACUGUGCUUCCUACUGGCAGUGGGACAUUGUAUUCUAAGCCACUACUGAAGGAGUCUGCUUGUACAUCACUGUUCCCUGACCCCGCCCCCCAAGUCGACCGCAUUGUAAAACACGCCCACCUGUCUUCAGAACAAUCUGCCAACAUGUCUUACUUCAGAGUUCUUAUGGAAUGAGAAAAAAAAAACACUAAAAAGAAAAAUUUGUAUAUAGUUGCUCCUCACCAAAUUAUGGCUUGUACUUAUUUCCUUUUAGUGUGUAUGGUAUGUAAAUAUGUGGACCCAAGAACUGUUAAUGAGCAAAAACUAAAACAAGGAAAAAAAUAUCUAAAAAAUUCAGGGCAAAUAUAAUUGUUCAUUCAAAAAUGUAGAUUAGCAUUUUUUUCAGCCAUAUAGUUCAAUCUUGACUGUACAGUAGGUACCACCUAUAUUAUUGUAACAAUAACUAGUAAUGUAUAGUGUAUCUAUAGUUUGGAGUGCCUUUGCUACCAUUUGUUCAGUCUCCUGUUCCGUACCCUUGACCCAUGCCCCCACCAGGAGCCAUGUUAAAUUUCCAGUCACUCCCACCUCUUCAAAUGCACCACUUCCACAUUUGGCACGAGUUUGUCAGAACUUUUCUAUGCUCUAACUUCCUUUUGCACCCAUGUGAGUAGGAAUUUGUUAAGUGAUUGAGCUGUCACCUGUUCUCUGUCAGGCCAGACUACAUAUGGUGUCUUUUUUUUUUUUAAGAGAACUAUAUCUGUAUUGGGCUGCAGUGGAUAUCUCUAUCUCACUCGCUCUCACUUUCGCUGUCACUCUGAAACGUGGAACGUUACUAAUGUGGUGUAUUUACUGAAAGAAGUUGAAUCCUGCCCCUUACCAAAGUGAUUGGAUGCAUGGUGAACCGGCCUUUGGAGUCUAUAAAAGUCUAAGCUAGCUCCAAGGCCUUGUGGUCUAUACCAGGGACAUUGUUUAAAUUCACAUUCACUCAAGGGGAGAAAUAUAUAGCCCACAACACUCCAUAUAUAUAUUUGCUUGUAAUAUUUGCAUUCAUAGAUGCAUUCAUGUGAUCAUUUCUCAUGACAAAAACUUUAAGAGUAAAUAUAUAUAAAUAUAUAAAUAUAUAUAAACACAAAGUUCAAAAUGUAAUUUAAAAAAAUGUUUGUAUACAGACUAUCACAUACACUUGUGAAGAAACGCUGUCUUGAUUCAAAAGAAAAAUAAUAUAACAAAAAGCAGCCUGUACUUCAUUACAACUACUUGAAUGCCUUUGUUUGUAACUGACCUUUUUAUUUUAUUUUAAAUAUAAACUUUUUUCCUGUGAAAGUAUGCUAAAUGUUCCCCACUCCCUGUAAAUAUGUCCUCUUUGUUCCUCUGUGUGAGUUGGUUCAAAGAAACAGUUACCUGGUACUGUAAUUUGCAUUAAAUAAAUAGUAGAUUAGCCUGAAAAUAAA
This is a messenger RNA of Anguilla rostrata (American eel), 6073 nucleotides long. Its product is annotated as glycogen synthase kinase-3 beta-like. The transcript is spliced from 11 exons. Gene Ontology annotation, biological process: regulation of microtubule cytoskeleton organization; regulation of neuron projection development; extrinsic apoptotic signaling pathway in absence of ligand. Bases 851 to 2122 code for a protein of 423 amino acids. Lineage: Eukaryota; Metazoa; Chordata; Actinopteri; Anguilliformes; Anguillidae. Gene Ontology annotation, cellular component: nucleus; cytoplasm; axon. Gene Ontology annotation, molecular function: beta-catenin binding; tau-protein kinase activity; protein serine/threonine kinase activity. The record is from RefSeq and is a predicted model, not a curated record.